Hyla sarda is the source of this 4591-nucleotide messenger RNA. RefSeq names its product PAX interacting protein 1 (gene PAXIP1). The record is from RefSeq and is a predicted model, not a curated record. The transcript has 21 exons. Gene Ontology annotation, cellular component: nucleus. Gene Ontology annotation, biological process: positive regulation of transcription initiation by RNA polymerase II. Bases 161 to 4210 code for a protein of 1349 amino acids. NCBI's taxonomy places the organism in Eukaryota, Metazoa, Chordata, Amphibia, Anura, Hylidae.
GGUGAUGGUUGGUGCCGCGGCGCGAUCUCCGCAUCUUGGUGACGGUGUGGCUCCUUCCCCUGAUCCCCUCAUUGAUUCCCGCCCGAAAGUGACCGGCGAGGGGGGAAUGUAAUCCACGUUACACCGCGGAGACUAAACCCGAAGACACCCCGCCGCCGCUAUGGCGGACACCGAGCUGAAAGUUCCAGAGGACAUGUUCAAGGAUGUGAAGUUUUACCCCGUGGGUGAUCUGGAUCCUCAGGUUAUACAGCUGUUGAAAGCUGGAAAAGCAAAAGAAGUGUCCUACAAUGCAUUAGCUACACACAUUAUUGCAGAAGAUGGCGACAAUCCUGAAGUUGGAGAGGCUCGAGAGGUCUUUGAUCUUCCUAUUGUUAAGCCCUCCUGGGUCCUAUUAUCUGUUCGGUGUGGAGCCCGUCUACCUGAGAAUGGGUUUUCUCCAGAAUCGGGACAGAUAUUUUUUGGUGUUACUGCUUGUCUUUCUCAGGUUUCUCCUGAUGAUAGAAAUGCCCUUUGGGCACUGAUCACAUUUCAUGGUGGGGACUGUCAGCUGAGUCUCAAUAAGAAGUGCACUCAUCUAAUUGUUCCAGAGCCAAAAGGGACAAAGUAUGAAUAUGCUUAUCAACGAGAGAACAUUAAAAUAGUUGCACCAGACUGGGUGUUAGACUCAAUAAGAGAGAAGACUAAGAAAGAUGAGGCGCCAUAUCAUCCACGUCUUAUAAUUUAUGAAGAGGAUGAGGAAGAAGAAGAGGAGGAGGAGGAAGAGGAGGAGGAGGAAAGAGACUCCCAAAAUGCAAGUGCCGAUGAUGAUAGAUACUCCUCCAAAUCUAGUCCAGUUACAUCUCGGGAAGGAUCUCCUUUGCCUAAUCAGGAGACUUCACCUAAACGGAGCGCUGCAGCAAAGAUUAAAGAGGAGCUCAUGUUUGAUGACUCCGAUGACUCCUCGCCUGAAAAGCAAGAGAGAAAUUUGAACUGGACCCCCGCAGAGAUCCCGCAGAUGAGCACUGCAAAGAGGAGACUGCCUCAGGGCAAAGACUCCGGGCUGAUUAAUUUAUGUGCAAAUGUUCCUCCUGUGCCAGGGAGUAUUUUGCCCCCUGAAGCCCGAAGUGGUUUACUGUCAUCAGUCCCUGGAACGACAAGUUCAGAAAGGCCAGAUAUUAUGGCAUUUCGGAGCCCUGCUACAAGGACACUUAGGAACAUUACAAACAGUGCUGAUAUACAGCAGAUUAAUAGGCCAUCAAAUGUAGCACAUCUUUUGCAAACACUUUCUGCUUCCACCAAAAACUUAGAACAAGGCAGCCAUCCCCAGCAAGGACAUCCAAACUCAGUGCUGUUCAAUCAGAUGAAAUCCUUAACACCAGAAGCUCAGCAAUUAUUACAACAGCAAUCCCAUCAGACCCAGCAGCAACAGCAGCACCAUCCUCUUGUACAACUUCAGCCUCAACAACUUAUGCAGUUGCAGCAGCAGCAACAACAACAACAACAAAUUACCCACCAAGUGUUUCCACAGCAUCAGUUCUCACAGGUGAACCAGCAGCACCACUUCACUCAGCUGCAAUUCUCACAGCAACAGAUACUUCGUCCACAGCAGCAAACCAUGCAGCACUUUCAACAGCAGCAAGCACUUCAGCAGCAACUGCAGCAGUUGCAGCAGCAGCAGCAUCUUCAGCAACAGACACUGCAGCAGACACUUCAGCAGCAAAAUAUACAGCAAAUCCUUCAGCGACAGCAGACGCCUGCACAACAACAGACACUACAACAGCAACAAACAAUGCAGACAUCUAUACAGCAACAGCAAACACUGCAGCAGAAUAUUCAGCAGCAGCAAACACUUCAGCCAAGUAUACAGCAGCAGGCAAUUCAGCAACAAAAUCCAGCCUUGCAGCAGAACCUUCAACAAAGCAUUCAGCAGCUACAGCAACAGCAGAUACAACAUUUAACGCUGCAGCAGAAGCAGCAACUACAGCAGCAUGCCCUCCAGCAGCCACAAAUUCAGCCUCACGCUCAGUUGCACACACUGCAGCAGCAGCAAAUCCAGACUCAAGCCCUGCAGCAGAAAAUUCAAUCACAGACAAUUCAGCAGCAGAUUCAGCCGACAUCUAUUCAACAGCAACAUCAAAUGCAAGCACAGUCUAUACAGCAGCAACAAAUCCAAGCACAAUCAUUGCAACAGCAGCAAAUACAAACACAACAACAUCAUGUACAACCACAGGCCCUACAGCAGCAACAUCAAGUACAGACACUUCAGCAACACCAAAUACAAACACAUAAUAUCCAGAUUCAACAUCAAAUUCAGAAUCAGACUCACCAACAGCAUCAGAUUCCAUCGCAAAUGUUACAACCGCAGACACUUACUCAACAGCAAUUGCAGCAGCAACAAACUCUUCAGCUGCAACAGCAGCAAAUGAAGCAGCAACAAAUCCAACAACAGACUCUGCUCCAACAACAGCAGAUUCAGCAGCAGCUUCAACAAGCUGGUCUUCAGCAGCAACAAAUGCCGCAGACCCAGCCGUCCCAAAUUCAACAGACAACACUUCAGCAACCACAGGUAACUCUGCAACAGUCCCAGGUUCAACAGACAGCCCUUCCGCAGCCUCCACUCCAAGCCCAACAGGCUCAGCAACAAAAACACAACCUUCAGCAGUUACAGCAACAAAUCCAGCAGCAGCAUCUUCAGCGUUUACAGCAGCGACAGAUGCAAAACCAGACGCAACAGCAACUGGGGCAGAUACAGCAGGUACUGUCUCAAACACCAAAUCAACAGCCACCCCAAUCUCAGCAGCUUCAUGGACAUGACCCGUCACUAGAAAUUCCUGAAGACUACUUUUUGAUGGGAUGUGUGUUUGCCAUUGCUGAUUAUCCAGAACAGAUGUCUGAUAAACAACUUUUGGCAACUUGGAAAAGGAUAAUACAAACGCAUGGUGGUACUGUGGACCCUACGCUCACAAGCCGCUGUACACAUCUUCUGUGUGAGAGCCAAGUCAGUAGCAUGUAUGCCCAGGCAAUGAAGGAAAGAAAGCGAUGCAUCACGGCUCACUGGCUAAAUACAGUUUUGAAGAAGAAAAAAAUGGUGCCUCCUCAUCGAACCUUACAUUUUCCAGUGGCAUUUCCACCAGGAGGGAAGCCAUGUUCUCAGCAUAUAAUUUCUGUAACUGGAUUUGUCGAUAGCGAUAGAGAUGAUCUCAAGCUAAUGGCCUACUUGGCAGGUGCCAAGUACACUGGAUAUCUAUGUCGCAGCAACACUGUUCUCAUCUGUAAAGAGCCCACAGGAAUGAAGUAUGAGAAAGCCAAAGAAUGGAGGAUACCCUGCGUCAAUGCACUAUGGCUUUGUGACAUUCUUCUAGGAAACUUUGAGGCAUUACGACAAAUUCAGAACAGCCGGUAUACAGCAUUUAACCUACAGGAUCCUCUAGCACCUUCAUCACAACUUGUGUCAAAUCUCCUUGAUGCAUGGAGAGUUCCUUUGAAAGUUUCCUCAGAAGUGUUAAUGAGUAUUAGAAUUCCUCUCAAGCCUAAACAGAAUGAACCUGCAGUUCAGCCAAAACGACCCAGAAUUGAGGACCUUCCACCUCCAACUAAAAAACUGUCUCCUGAACAGACGCCUCAUGUAAUGUUCACUGGGUUUGACCCAAGCCAAGUACUGCAGUAUGUGAAGAAACUGUAUAUUCUCGGAGGAGAAGUGGUAGAUUCUGCACAGAAAUGCACACACCUCAUUGCCAGCAAAGUCACAAGGACUGUCAAAUUUCUGACUGCCAUCUCUGUGGCAAAGCAUAUCGUGGCUCCGGAGUGGCUGGAUGAAAGCUUCAAAUGCCAAAAAUUUGUUGAGGAACAGAGCUACAUACUGCGAGAUGCUGAGGCUGAAGUGCUCUUCUGUUUUAGUUUAGAAGAGUCUUUAAAAAGGGCUCGAGUGGCUCCUCUCUUCAAGGGAAAGUAUUUUUAUAUAACUCCUGGAAUAUGCCCCAGUCUGUCAACUAUGAAGGCUAUCGUGGAGUGUGCAGGCGGUAAAAUACUAACAAAACCUCCAUCUUUCCGAAAAAUUAUGGAACAUAAGCAAAACAAAAGUUUAGCGGAGAUCAUAUUGAUAUCAUGUGAAAAUGACCUUCACCUCUGCAGAGAAUAUUUUGCUGGCAGUAUAGAUGUCCAUAACGCAGAAUUUGUCCUCACUGGAGUGCUCACACAGACACUGGAUUACGAGUCAUAUAAAUUCACAUGAAAGCUUAUGAAGUCCCACAGUGAUCCGACAUGUUGGGGAGCAAGGUGUUAUCAGCCAUAAUAAAGUAUACGUGCAGUUUCUUGGGCAUGUUUCCUUGGUGAAUAUUCAUCAGUGAGCAGGGAAGUAAAAUUAUGUGCAUCUUUUCUUGGGAUGUGUAUUUUGUUAAAAAGUUAACAUAAAUAAUUAUGUUUGUAUCAUAGUGUGGUUUUAAGAGCCCUCGAGAUGUUAAAUACAUUUUUUUUUUGUUUUUUUAUGUAAAUAAUGAAGGUACUUUUUUUGUGAAAAAAGGGCUAAAUGUUUGUUAAAUAUUUGAAUGGAAGAAAAUAAACAUUUUGUAUUAUUUUAUAUUUCUAAAUUCAGAGUCCAUUUUAUAUUGAUAUU